This is a messenger RNA of Scylla paramamosain (green mud crab), 7433 nucleotides long. Its product is annotated as protein O-mannosyl-transferase Tmtc3-like. The record is from RefSeq and is a predicted model, not a curated record. NCBI's taxonomy places the organism in Eukaryota, Metazoa, Arthropoda, Malacostraca, Decapoda, Portunidae. Gene Ontology annotation, cellular component: endoplasmic reticulum. The coding region runs from base 28 to 2916 and encodes 962 amino acids. Gene Ontology annotation, biological process: protein O-linked glycosylation via mannose. The transcript is spliced from 17 exons. Gene Ontology annotation, molecular function: protein binding; mannosyltransferase activity.
UGCAUUCUUUCUCCCUCUGAAUAACACAUGGCUCACCACAUGGGCAUCCUUGCAUUUAUGAGUGUGUCGCUAAUUUCCCUAACAAGUGCUUCAUUCACAGUUGCCAGAUGUCUUGUUUCCUUCCCUUCCGUGCCUCAUUCCAGUGCUCGAGUAACCGUGUGUGUCUUCCCUGCAGGCGGGUCGGUGUGCGGAUGGGUGUACAGCUCCUUGGUGCUGACCGUGGCGUUGCUCGUCUACUGCAACGCCCUCAGCUGCAGCUUUGUGUUCGACGACAUCUCGGCCAUCAAGGAGAACCGCGACUUGCGUCCACACACGCCCGUGACCAACCUCUUCUUCCACGACUUCUGGGGGACGCCAAUGCAGAAGGAGCAGAGUCACAAGUCUUAUCGGCCACUGUGCGUCCUCACUUUCCGCCUCAACUACCUGCUUCACGGCCUGGAGCCCCUGGGGUACCACCUGGUGAACAUGCUGCUCCACGGGGUCGUCUGCAUCCUCUACUACAGGAUGUGCAGCAUGUUUCUACCGGAGCUGUCGAGCUUUGUCGCCUCGCUGCUUUUUGCUGUCCACCCCAUCCAUACCGAAGCUGUGACGGGCGUGGUGGGUCGAGCUGAGACCCUCUCCUCGCUCUUCUUCCUCGGCUCGCUGGUGGCCUACUCCGGCGCCACAGCGAAGCAGGUACGCGGUGCUCGAGGGGCGCGUGUGGCCACAGACUGGCGCCUAUUGCUGCUGGCGAUGCUCCUUGCCACCACGGCCAUGCUGUGUAAGGAGCAAGGCAUCACUGUCAUCGCCAUCUGUGCCGUCUACGAGUUGUUCAUCGUGCAGAAGGUGCGCGGGUGGGAGCUGGUGCAGUUCGGAGAGGGCGUGGUGUCCGGUAAAGGAUCGGUGCCUCCCUGGUUGGCUGACAUGGCACCGCGGGUGUUUGUGCUCGUGGCCACCACCCUGGGACUCAUGCUGGCCAGGGUGCACGUCAUGGGUGCCCAGCUGCCGGUCUUCACCAGGUUCGACAACCCGGCCAGCGUCGCCCCCUCGCCGUCCCGCCAGCUGACCUACAACUACCUGCUGAGCGUGAACGCCGGCCUGCUGCUGCUACCCUCCACGCUCUGCUGCGACUGGACCAUGGGCACCAUCCCCUUGGUGGAGAGCUUCACCGACGUCAGGAACCUCGGGACGGUGGCGCUGUACCUCACCCUCGCCAAGCUGUCCUACCACGCCCUCUUCGUCGCCCAUCGACACCACGCCCAGGUCAUAAUAAUGUCCCUGGCGUUCGUGGUGCUUCCCUUCCUGCCGGCCACCAACCUCUUCUUCCCCGUUGGCUUCGUGGUAGCUGAGCGCGUCCUCUACAUGCCCUCGAUGGGGUUCUGCAUGCUGGUGGCUCACGGAUUCACCAACCUCCUCGAUAGAGUACAAGCCAAGAAAUACCUGUGGCUGGCGCUGCUGGGGCUCCUCGCCGUCCACGCUGUCAAAACCCACGUACGGAACUUCGACUGGCGGGACGAGUACACCAUCUUCACCGCCGGGCUGAAGGUCAACCAGAGGAACGCCAAGCUCUUCAAUAACGUGGGCCACGCUCUGGAGUCCCAAGGCCGCUUCGCCGAGGCUCUGCGCUACUUCCAGGCGGCGGUGUCGGUGCAGGAGGACGACAUUGGCGCCCACAUCAACGUUGGCCGCACGUACAACAAUCUCAAGCUUUUCUCCGACGCCGAGCAGGCCUACCUCAAGGCCAAGUCCCUGCUGCCCAAAGCCAAGCCGGGAGAGAGCUACCAGGCCCGCAUCGCCCCUAACCAUCUCAACGUGUUCCUCAACCUGGCCAACCUGAUAGCCAGGAACGAGACCCGCCUGGAGGAGGCCGACGCCCUCUACCGACAGGCCAUCAGUAUGAGGGCGGACUACACUCAGGCCUACAUCAACAGAGGGGACAUACUGAUCAAGAUGAAUAGGACGAAAGAGGCGCAAGAGGUGUACGAGCGAGCCCUCUUCUACGACAGCACCAAUCCAGACAUCUACUACAACCUGGGUGUGGUGCUGCUGGAGCAAGGACGGGCACAGCAGGCGCUCGCGUACCUGGACAAGGCCCUCGAGAUGGACCCUGACCACCAACAGGCACUCCUCAAUUCUGCCGUCCUCAUCCAGGAAUCCGGGAACGCUGAGCUGCGGCCUCUGGCGUAUCAGCGGUUGUUGCGCCUGGUGCAGCGGGACCCUCUGAACGAGAGGAUCUACUUCAACCUUGGCAUGAUAGCGAUGGACGACCGGGACUACCGCAACGCCGAGAAGUGGUUCAGGAAGGCCAUCGAGUUGAAAGAGGACUUCCGCUCCGCCUUGUUCAACUUAGCUCUUCUCUUGACGGACGACCAGCGGCCCCUCGAGGCGGCGCCCUUCCUCAACCAGCUGGUCAAGCACCACCCGGACCACGUGAAGGGCCUCAUCUUGCUCGGGGACAUUUACAUCAACAACAUCAAAGACUUGGACGCCGCCGAAAAGUGCUACGAGCGGAUCCUGGCGGUGGAUCCCGGCAACGUGCAGGGCCUCCACAACCUGUGUGUGGUGUACGUGGAGCGCGGGGAGCUGCAGGCCGCCGAGUCGUGCCUCAGUCGUGCCCACGUGAUGGCGCCCCAUGAAGACUACAUCCUCAGGCACCUCAAGAUCGUCAGAACUCGGCUUGCCAAGUUCUCUCAGAUGCAGCAGCAGCAGCAGCAACAGCAGCAACAAGGGGGAGGGGGAAGUGAUCGGACACCAGCCUCUGUGUUACCUGAAGGCGCUGAUGCGUCGGAAGGAAUAAGUGAAUCCAACCCCUCGAGGCCUAAAAAGACCGUGUUUAUUACAAAAAACAGUGAUAGCAAUAGCAAAACUAGCGAGAAACAGCUUACCAGAAUGGUGGGUGCGACAGUGAACAGUGACACGAGUGACUCCUUAUCAUAAGACUCUGCUGUUGCCGCAAGCAUGCCAAAGUUACUACAGUCAUUAGACGGUAUAAGUAUGGUGUUGGGCGUCCUGAAGUGACUGACUGGCGGCGGGCGUCCACUCCCUCAUGCACUCCACCCAGUCAGGACCCUCCGUAGUGCAGCAGACAUGGACCCUCUUCCUCCUCCUCCCCCCUCCUCCUCUUCCUCCUCUUCCUCCUCCCAGCUCGUGGUUGGUGCCUUCUCACCAGCAUGACUCACACCUGCAGAAAGACAUUGCAGUGAAAAGAUACCAAACAUGUAAUACAAGACGACAUUACAUAAGAAUAUCAGUAACUUAAGACUAAGUGAUCAUCAGGUGGAAUAUUUGGUUAUUUUCGUGUGAGAUUCGUGAGUUUCUGAUGAUUACGAGUUGUUGGUAAUACAUAAAGAAUCAGCAAUAAGUGAAAAUUAGACGCAAGGAGUGAGGUGAGGAAGCCCAGGCCGGCCCCGUGAUCCUCCGUCGCUCAUCUGGCGGGGGCCACGCCGGAGGUUGCCGCGUCAGGUGAAAUGCAAGAAUAUGAUGUAACCCAUGGAUGGCGGAGUCACCAGGAAGCCAUUGCUGGAUGUGCCGCUUUCCUCCCAGACGCCCAGGUGCCUGGUGGUGUGAAUGUGAGAGAGAGAGAGAGAGAGAGAGAGAGAGAGAGAGAGAGAGAGAGAGAGAGAGAGAGACCGCCUCCAGGAGCGGCAUGCCCCUUCUAAUAAUGUCACCUGACAAACGUGAGUCAGUGAAAUCCCUCUGUAUCUUAGAAACUAAUUAAUGAGGAAAAUAGAAAGAGGGAAAGUGACGAUUUACGAAGAAACACACUGCUGGGUGACGAAACCAGACUGAUUAUUUGCAAGAAUGUCAGUACUUCCCUCUUUUAUCUGUGAUUGUAAUAAGUAGCCCAAGUUUUGCUAAGUCUUCGCUGACACAGCUAAGGUAGACGCUUGGUUCAGUGAGCUUUCUUUUCUGCGGUGGAAGUGUGAGGCCGGAGUGGGUGAGGUGUUGAAGGCGAGGCUGUGAGGGCUGGCCGGGACACUGAGCGGCCGGUGCAAUUUCUCACAUCAAGAAGCCACAGAUCAAUAAUUUAUUUCACCAGGAGACAUUCCUCGCCGCCCCAAGGGUCGCCCAGCACUCGAGGCACGCGGGCGGCGGCGGGCCCCUCCGCAUUCCCUCUUGGUUCCCGGCCACUCUCGCCUCGCCUUUCAUUAUGAAUGGUAUUAUUAUUUUCUAUAGUUAAAGCACACAUUUUAUUCUUUUUGUAUGGUCUGACUAGAUUAAAAUAAAAAAAAGUAAUGUAAAAGAUAGAUUUUAAAUUUUUAUUGUGUAACUAUAAGUUUGCUGAGGAUAUUUUUUAUAUAAUGUACGAAUGAAACAAAGAAUUGCCUAAAAGGUUCAUAAUAAAUCCAGGAGCCAUAAGUGUGGUGGGCCAUGCAGCGUUAUUUUCUAGUCUGGAGCAAUCGGGCGGGCCACAAGGAGGGCCAGCAGGCAGGGGUCGGCCACACCCAGCAGACGAAAGCUCGCAUGUAAGCCCGAGGCACGUGUGGCCGCACGACUGAACUCCCAAGAAAUUUCCUUUUUACGCACGAGAUUUCCACCCCAGCAUGCCACUAAUGAAUUCCCCAGGAGGCCACCCACCGCCCACCAAUGGCCCCGGCUGCUGCUGCCGUUGCUCUCAAUAGCUGUUGGCGUAUAACACAACAUUCCAAUUUGAACUGCGUGUACUUCUUUGUGAUACAGCUCUCCUUUCUCUUCUGCUCCUUCCCUUCGUCGCUUGUGUUAACGUCUUUUAAGCCAAGUUUUUUUUUUUUUUUAAUUGUUGUGCCAGACAGUGUGAUCCCCAACAGUGCUUUACCACACUUUCCUGCCGACUCGCUGACAGGGCGGUGAAGCUCGCUGGUUGUACACUUCGCACUGUUAUCUUUCGAAGUCAUGUUUUCCUUCUAUUCCCUUCAGCUAUCGUUUCGUGCCGGGAAGUUAUAAAGAUCUUCGAGGGUUGGCUUCUGGCAGGGUCAUUCUUGUGUACAUACAAGCAUCCAUACUGACCGGGAAGAGUGAGUUGUAAGAGAGAGAGAAAGAGAGAAAAAAAAGGAAUAUUAUCCCUAAUCCUACUCUUAUUAGUCUAUCUACUAUCGAUGUCUCCUUACUCUGGAUGUAUGUGUUCUUAUGGAGUAAUACCUUUUAAGUUAUUCACUUUCAAGUUAGUAGAUAUCGGCAUGUGGAGUCGCAGUGUCGAGUGUGGUUCACUUAACAAGUGAAUGAAACAAGAAAUCGCAGCUUUCGUGACGGGACAUCCAUCCGAAGAAAGUUAAGGGCUUGCGUGAGGUGAAGUGGUGAAGGGAUCAGGAGCGAGCAAUGCCGCGCAACAAAUCUUUCGUGUUUCUCAGUCAUUCUGUCAGGUAGAAUGUCAGCAUCGUAACAAAAAAUGUAAAAAAUGUAAUAAAACUUAACGUCAGGAUUCUCGCUGACAGAGUUACUUAUCCUGGUGGAUACUGUAUAUUACAGUGUUUGGCUGUCCAUGUUUCACUUAGCUGUGACGAACUGAUGUAUCACUGUAUCAUAAGCAAUGUACAUUUUCCUACACAACUGCAGUGAUCUUUAAGAGUAGCCAUUUCGACUUAAGGUACUUAAUUGCAUUUGCUGGAGAAGGAAGAGCUGGAAAAUGUGGGAGUCUUGCUAUCUGGCGCACCGGCGACGCUGUACCGCGGGGCAACAACCCUUGGCCUGAGUCACGGAAGGCGAGGCAAGAAAUAUCGAUCUUUGUAAAAUUUCAGCGGUGCCUUUUUGGGAUAUUGUCUGAAAUGGUAUUGUAAAAAAAAUAAUAGAGACUUUGUAUAUCGAUUUUUUUUUCAUAAAUUCAAUGAUAUUUUUCUAUGUACCAUACACUCAUGUUCCCCAGAGCGCUAGUUAUGAUUCGAUAUGUCUGAAACCUGUGUGUAACAUGUAUAGGUAUCUCAGAUGUGUAGUUUGAUCCCCUUCCCUCCCUCCCGAUUUCCCCUCCUGUGUUGCACGUGCUGUUGGUUGAUUCUCUAUCGAUGUCUUCACAUUUGGUGCGUGUAAUUGCUACAUCUACUAUUUUGUCCAGACUCAUCGUUCAUUGGUCCGUCACGAACUUUGUAAUUGGUUGCCCAACUUAGUACAACUGUGGUCAUAUGUGGAAAGAUAACUUGUUUCGUUUUUCUUCCAACACUUCUAUCGAACCUGUUCCUUUUUUUCUUUUAUUUCCCUUCAUCCGUGUGUCUGACAUUCUGAAUCUACUUACUGUCUUCCAGUUUUGUGUAAAGUAAAGAAUCUCGUGUUCUUGAUGUCAGUUCGGUGAUUGGCUUAAAGGAAGACUUGAGUUUGGAUACCUGCCUUUUUCGGCGGAAAGAUGAGAAGCCUCCAACUGUUGGAUGCGGCUGCAUGUUUUCAGUCCUUCACCUUUGGGUCUGUUGGAAAAAAAAAAUUCAGUCAUUGUAUAUUGCAGAACAUAGAGGCUUGGACAGAAAACAUGGCCUGGGGAACUUUUUCUUUAUAGAAGAUAGUGAUUUCUCUUUCUCUCUCUACCUCGGUCUUGUUUCCUUGCCUGUAACAUUGGACGUGAGUGUUGAGGUUUGCAUGUAGACCAGUCAUUACUUUUGUACAGUGUUGCUGUGGGCGGAACGUGGCCGCUGAGUCUUGCCCCAAAGGAAGUGAGCCAGCAAGGGCCGAUUUUCAGCAUAACCCAUCUAUCUGUGGUAUUUAAGAUUUGAAGUUUUGUUCUUUAUUAACCUGGAGCGUUCAAGGCACCUUGUGACUGAUGCUGCAAUGGUAUUCUUGAUUGUGUUCUGUCUUUGUAUCGUGUUGAAAAAAAAAUUGUAACGAAAUUCGUGAUUUGUUCUUCACUAAGUUAACUGUGAGUUCUAUUUGUGGUUAUUGUACGGGAGAGGUUGUGAUUUUUUGUAGCAUUUGUACUAAAAAUGCAGGUGAUUGUUUAUGGUUAUGUUUACAGUCUAUUUCAGUCAAGUAGCUAUUGUUGUACAUGCACUGUGUAGAUGUAGUUUCAUUACUGUUUAUUAUUCUGUUGAUGGGUUUUAUGGUGAUAACAAAUGUUUCAUAGAUUAUUUGAUUGAUCUCUGAUAAAUUCACACUAGAGUAAGGGCAAGCCAGAGAGCACUGAGUGGGAGCCAGGCGACUGUGAGAAGCAGGCGCGUCCCGCUCCCACCCCACCCCGGGUGGCGGCGGCCUGCCUGUGUCACACCAGAUCUGCAACUUACGGAAGAAAAUGUCAAUAGAUUCUCUUAGAUUCAGUUUCAAUCUCUGCAGUUUUUUAUAUGAUAGUUGCAACAGCACCAAUAAUAUGUAAAGGCUGUUUCUCUAGGAGGAUACUCACUCGUGCGGCGGUGCAAGUCAGGUGUGGCGGGUGGCGGGUCCCUGGCGAAGGGGACACAGCGGCUUGGUGAGGCGGGAGACGCGGCGCCGCGUUCCGUGUCCUCACCACUCUCCCGUCUGUCCUGCCUGUGAUACUGUACUCCAAUACACCAUCAUCUACUCCU